Molecule: messenger RNA, 2214 nt
Organism: Pimephales promelas (fathead minnow)
Lineage: Eukaryota; Metazoa; Chordata; Actinopteri; Cypriniformes; Leuciscidae
Source: RefSeq, a predicted model, not a curated record
AGAGAGUGUUCUGGCACUUGUGGACACCCAGGGAAGUCCCGAAGCCUUCUUCACUGCAGUUGACCCCCUACCCUUGAAUUCUUGAUCCGAAAUCUGCCCCCCUUUAAGUGAGGGUGAGGAUCCCUACAGUAUGGAAGACCUCCCACAGGAUCUGAACUACUCCCUGAGGAUGAAAGAUGGAAUCAUAUAUGUCUAUGAUAAUGUGGAUGCUUUAAAACAGGAUCAGCCACGGAGCUUGCCAUAUCCUGACUUGGAAACUUUCGCUAUUGACUUGAGCCACGUCCUUGCCAUGAUUGCAGACGGACCAACGAAAACCUAUUGUCACAGAAGGCUUAACUUCAUGUUGUCCAAGUUCCAACUACAUGAAAUGCUGAACGAGAUGGCAGAGUUAAAGGAACUGAAAGGCGUUCCUCACAGAGACUUCUAUAAUGUCAGAAAGGUUGAUACGCACAUUCACGCAGCUGCCUGCAUGAACCAAAAGCAUCUUCUGAAGUUCAUCCAGUACACCUAUAAGACAGAAGCAGAGCGAGUGGUGGCGGAGAAGAACGGAAAGAAGCUCACGCUCAAACAGGUGUUUGACAAUCUGAAAAUGGACCCGUACGAUCUCACAGUGGACUCAUUAGAUGUACACGCGGGAAGACAAACCUUUCAUCGCUUUGAUAAAUUCAAUUCCAAAUACAACCCAGUGGGUGCUAGUGAGCUCCGAGAGAUCUACCUCAAAAGUGAUAACUACAUCAAUGGAGAAUAUUUUGCACGUCUCAUCAAGGAAGUUGCUCAGAACCUGGAGGAGAGUAAAUAUCAGCACGCAGAACCCCGUCUCUCAAUUUACGGCCGAGCUCCUGAAGAGUGGGACAGCCUGUCCAAAUGGUUUAUCAACCAAAAGUUGUACUCCCCUAACAUGAAAUGGAUGAUACAGGUGCCUAGGAUUUAUGACAUUUUCAGAUCAAAGAAGAUCAUUCCCAACUUCGCCAAGAUGCUGGAGAACAUCUUCCUCCCACUGUUCCAGGCCACCAUCAACCCUCAGAAGCACAAAGAAACACAUGUCUUCCUGAAACACGUGACAGGGUUUGACAGCGUGGAUGAUGAAUCCAAACAUAGUGAUCACUUAUUCACCUAUAAGAGUCCAAAACCGGAAGAGUGGACCAUGGAGGAAAACCCUCCAUACACUUACUACCUCUUCCACAUGUAUGCCAACAUCAUGGUCCUCAACAACCUACGCAAGGAACGUGGUCUCAAUACCUUCCAGUUCCGUCCUCACUGUGGCGAGGCAGGAUCCAUCACCCAUCUGGUGUCAGCCUUCCUCACGGCUGACAACAUCUCUCACGGACUCAACCUCAAGAAGAGUCCUGUGCUGCAGUACCUGUUUUACUUGGCCCAGGUGCCCAUUGCCAUGUCUCCACUCAGUAAUAAUAGCCUGUUCCUGGCGUAUUCCAAAAAUCCCCUCAGGGAGUUCCUGCAAAAGGGCCUGUGUGUGUCCCUCUCCACAGAUGACCCAUUACAGUUCCACUACACAAAGGAGGCCUUGAUGGAGGAGUAUGCCAUAGCAGCACAAUUGUGGAAACUGAGCACAUGCGAUGUGUGUGAGAUCGCCAGAAAUAGUGUGCUUCAGGGCGGUCUGUCUCAUCAGGAGAAGAAGCACUUCCUGGGUGAGAAUUAUCUACAGGAUGGACCGGAGGGUAAUGACAUCCGUAUGACAAAUGUGGCACAAAUCCGUGUGGCCUAUCGUCACGAGACCUUGUGCAAUGAGCUCAGCUUCCUAGUGGAUGCCGUCAAAUCAGAAGCGUUGGCUGCACAAGCCCCGUAAACAUGGCAGGGUGAUCGAUAAUGAACAUGAGUCCAUACGAGUUGACCAGACAUCAGCAUAAAACUUUAUCUUGCUAAUGUGGGGUCAUGUGACUUAAUGCCUUAUAUGAUGGGCAUAUCCCUUAUCAUAGUGCCUAAUGUGUAUAUAUUUAUUUCUCAAAUCAAUUCUUUAAAAAAAAUAUGGGACUUUCUGAUAAACUGUUGCAGUAUUUUGCAUGGUUUCUGAAAAUGGGAGCAUACAUUUGUUGUCUUGGCUUCGGGUUUCUGAUGUGAACAAUGUAUUAUUAUUAUUUUUUUUUUCAGAUAAAUGUUUUUGUAAAAAAAAAAAGUCCCAGGAAGAGGAAUUCAAAUUUGCCUUGAUAAACUAGUUUGUUUGCAACCUGAGAUUCUGGGGCAGGUUUUUUUUUUUUU